GCGCGCGGCCUCUACCGCCCCGCCCGCAGCGUUUGCGCCUGCGCCUGCGCCGCGCCGGGCGCCCGGCGCCAGGCCUCCGCCCCCCUUCCCCAACGGCCGCCCCGCCUCCCGCCCCAACGUUCCGCCUCCGUUGCCCCUAGCGGCUGUUUGUUGACUUCCGGGAACGCGGCAGUUGCCGAUGUCCGGGGUGUCGCUAUGGGGCCCCGGGGGGCUUCCGCAGCCCGCGUCGGGGCUGAGAAGCUGCCGUAGACCCCGCGGAGUCGCCCCCGCCACCUUCCCGGUUCAGGCGCAGGCUUCCCGCACCGCCUUCGGCAUGGGGGAAUCCGAGGAGGUGGUACCCGAUUCAGGUGCUGUGUUUACUUUUGGAAAAACUAGAUUUGCCGAAAAUAUUCCCAGCAAGUUCUGGUUUAAAAAUGAUAUACCUACACUUCUUUCCUGUGGAGAUGAACAUACUGCAGUUGUUACAGGAAAUAAUAAACUUUACAUGUUUGGCAGUAACAACUGGGGCCAGUUAGGAUUAGGAUCGAAGUCAACUGUUAGCAAGCCAACGUGUGUCAAAGCCUUAAAACCUGAAAAAGUGAAAUUCGCUGCCUGUGGAAGGAACCACACCCUAGUCUCAACAGAAGGAGGCAAAGUGUAUGCAGCUGGAGGAAAUAAUGAAGGACAGCUGGGACUUGGUGACACCGAAGAGAGAAACACUUUUCAUCUAAUUAGUUUUUUUACUUCCCAGCAUAAGAUUAAACAGCUCUCUGCUGGAUCGAACACUUCAGCUGCGCUAACUGAGGAUGGCGAGCUUUUUAUGUGGGGUGACAAUUCUGAAGGGCAAAUUGGUUUAAAAGAUGUAACUAAUGUGUGUGUCCCUCAGCAAGUGACCGUUGGGAAGCCUAUUUCCUGGAUCUCUUGUGGAUAUUACCAUUCAGCUUUUGUAACAACGGAGGGAGAACUGUACACGUUUGGAGAACCAGAGAGUGGGAAGUUAGGUCUUCCCAAUCAGCUGCUUUGCAACCACAGGAUGCCCCAGCCGGUGCCUGGAAUUCCCGAGAAGGUGGUCCAGGUAGCUUGUGGUGGAGGGCACACGGUGGUUCUCACAGAGAAAGCCGUGUAUACCUUUGGGCUGGGACAGUUCGGUCAGCUGGGUCUUGGUACUUUUCUUUUCGAAACUUCAGUACCCAAAGUCAUUGAGCAUAUUAAGGAUCAGAAAAUAAGUUCUAUUUCCUGUGGAGAAAAUCACACAGCUCUGAUAACAGAUAUAGGUCUCGUGUAUACUUUUGGAGAUGGUCGAUACGGAAAAUUAGGUCUCGGACUGGAGAACUUUACCAAUCAGUUCAUUCCCACUUUGUGCUCUCAUUUUUUGAGAUUUAUAGCUCAAUUGGUGUCUUGUGGUGGAUGUCACAUGCUAGUUUUUGCCGUUCCGAGACUUGGUGGGACAGAAGAAAUUGAGUUAGAGGAAGUUAAGGAUGCUUGCUUCCAUGCAGCGGCUUCUCUGCCCCUCCGCGAUCUGAACUCAGGAAAUGUUUUGCAAACAACUCUAUCAGCACGUGUGCGGCGACGAGAGAGGGAGAAAUCGCCUGACUCUUUUCGAAUAACACGAACACUACCUCCACUUGAAGGGAAUCCUGUGCCACCUGUUUGCUUUCCCCCCAUUCCAGUUCCUUUCCAUAUGUCUGCAAUUAAUCUGCCAGAGACCAUGAUACCUGAAGAUGAAGACCUCAUGCAGCCAAUGGAACCAGAUUAUUUUCAAGAUAAAAUGACCACAGAGAAAGAGACAGACAUUUCUUCAGCAACAGAUUCAGAAAGCCUUGGAGAAACUACUGAUGUUUUAAAUAUGACACAUAUGAUGAGCCUGAAUUCCAAUGAAAAGUCAUUAAAAUUAUCACCAGUUCAAAAGCAAAAGAAACGAGAAACAGUCGAGAAACUGGAGCAGCAUACAGCUCACUUUGAAAAUGAUGGUAGUAAAGAGCGUGCAAGUGAAGAGACGUCCAGAACGGUGAAAGAGGGGAAAGUAUAUAGACAGCUGGUGGCAAAGGGAACGUACAUGCUGCCAGUACCUGGGACUGGGCGCGCGUUUUCAUAUGAGGACUUAGGUGAGGAGUGGGGCCAGCCGGGGCCUCAGGCUGACACCCAUGCCGAGGGUGUGCGCAAAGAGAUAUUUAGAUGUGAGAGCAAGCACGGUAUUUACCCACCUGAUGGUAGAGAGAUAGAACGGGAAAGCGAUGGAGGCAAAAGUCUGAAGGACUCAGAAACGGAAGAAGCAGUGUCUGAGAGAGGAGCUGAGCUGCCAGAAAUGGCAGGUCUGAAGGAUAUGAGACAAAGCGAAGAGAAUUUAAGAUAUAUGAAUAUGUUCUUUGACGACUUACCAAAUAGAGAUGUGGAUAUUGAGGAUGAAGAGAGUGAACGCUUUGUUAAGGACAGUAAGAGGAACAAGCAAGACGUGAUCUUUGACAGUGAAAGAGAAUCUAUAGAGUCAGACAGUUACAUGGAAGGAGAAAGUUCAAGUCAGCAAGGUAUCGCUGAUGGCUCUGAGCAGCCCGAGUCAGUAGAAUUUAGUAGCGGAGAGAAAGAGGAUGAUGAAGUGGAAACUGACCAAAACUUGUGGUAUAGCAGGAAAUUUAUUCAACAAAGACAUGAGGAAGAGACUGAACACAAAAUGUCCACAUUCAUCGCAAAAUAUAAUUUUAACUUUGGGCACUUGUCAGAGAUCCCAGAGGAGCAGGAAGGCACAGAGGAGUCAGAAGGAAGUGAAAUAGAGAAGCAAGAGGUAGAUGCAAAUGAGGAAAAUGUGGAGGUGCCCGAAGGAAAAGAGGAGAAGGAAAUAGAGAUCCUGUCAGACGACCUUAAAGACAGAACUGAGGUGAGUGAGGGCAAGGGAAAGGCAGGGGGAGAGGUGGAGGAGGAUGUGCCUGAAGCUGGAGGUGAGGGGGGAAUCCAGCGGGAGGGAACUUCUGGAGUGGAACAGAGUCAGAGUGAGGAGGGGGAAGAGGAGGAAGACGAGGGAAGAGGAGAAACAGAGAGCCUGGAUAAGGGAGAGAAAGACCUAGAAGAGGAGGAGGACCAGGACCAAAGGGAGAGGGAGCAAGACCAUAAAGAGAUAGGGGAAGGGGAGGGGCAAAGAGAUGAAAAGGAAGGGGAGGGGAGAGAAGGGGAAGAAGACAGGGAAGAGGAAGAAGAGAAAGAAGGCAAGGAGGAGGGAGAAAGGAAAGAGGAAGAAGCUCAAGAGGAAGGACAGGGAGAAGGGGAAGAAGAAGAGGAGGAGGAGGAAGGGGAAGGAGAGGGAGAAGCAGAGAAAGGAGCGGAGGAAGCGGAGGGGGAAGGGAAGGAAGGAGAAGGGGAAGGAGAGGGAGAAGCAGAGAAAGAAGAGGAAGAAGGGGUGGAGGAAGAGGGGGAAGGGGAAGAGGAAGGGGAGGAGGUUGGAGAGGAGGAAGGAGAGGAUGAAGGAAAGAAAAGAGAAAGUGAAGGGGAAGAAGAAGAGGGAGAAGCGGAGGAAGGAGAGGGAGAAGGGGAAGAAGAAGAAGAAGAAGUGGGGGGAGCAGGGGAGGAAGGAGAGGAGGAGGGGGAAGAGGAUGAAGGAGAGGGGGGAGGGGAGGAGGGGGAGGAAGGAGAGGAGGAAGGGGAGGAAGGAGAGGGGGAAGGGGAGGAGGGGGAGGAAGGAGAGGGGGAAGGGGAGGAAGGAGAGGGGGAAGGGGAGGAGGGGGAGGAAGGAGAGGGGGAAGGGGAGGAAGGAGAGGGGGAAGGGGAGGAGGGGGAGGAAGGAGAGGGGGAAGGGGAGGAAGGAGAGGGGGAAGGGGAGGAGGGGGAGGAAGGAGAGGGGGAAGGGGAGGAGGAAGAGAAGAAAGGUGAGGGGGAAGAAGAGGUGGGGGAGGAAGAGGAAGAAAGAGGGGGGGAAGGGGAGGGGGACAAGGAAGAGGAAGAAGGGGAGGAGGAAGGAGAGGGGGAGGAAGCAGAGUGGGGAGUGAGGGAGAGGGAAGACAAAGAGGACGAUGAGGAAGAAGGGAAAUACAAAGAGAUAGGAGAUGAAGAGAGGGAAAAGCAGGAAAGGCAGGGUGAAGGAAGAGAGUCCAACAAAGUGAGCAAAAUCAAAGGGUCUGUGAGAUAUGACAAAAAUAAGGCACACCCCAAAAAGUUUACUACUAACACAGAGGAAAAGGGGAAAGAGUACAAGGUACAGAGGUUCAAAAUGCCAGUGCAGUCAAAACAAGUUUUAGAAAAUGGGCCACCAGGUUCCAAAAAAUUCUGGAACAAUGUAUUGCCACAUUAUUUAGAACUGAAGUGACAAGCUUUAAAUUUGACCUGAUAUUGUCCAGCCAAAUAAUUUGAACAUUUUACACGUAAUAGGCACUCAGUACAUUGUAUUAAAUUGAUUUUAUGUCAUGGUCACUUUAUGUGUGGUACAGUAACGACUGAUAAGACAGCACAAAGCACUGGUAAAUUUGGCUCCUCUUAAGCCAAUAUUUUGGUAUAUUUUCCCUCUAAAUUAUAAAUCUAUCACUAGAAAAUGGUCGUAGCAGAUAGUUAACAUUAUAUAUUCCUCAUUAAGGGCAGAUUUGGAAAAUAGGAGUAUACUAUAGGAGUAUUGCGUUUGUAUAUACAAACUGGCCCCUUUAAAGAUGGCAUAGAUCCUUAAGGGCUAUGAAAACAUCUCAUUGCUUACACAUUUCUUUCAGUCUCUGAUUACAAGUUGCCUAUACAUAGAAUAAUUUUAUAAGAUUUUCUGAAGAUUUUUUAGGGCUUUCUAAAGCUAAAAUGGAAGAUUCACAUUUUUAAAAAGUAGUGCUGUCUUUUUACCUUUUAUGUGUCCUUUUUGCAACAGUUUACCAAGUGACAGCUGGAUUCAGGGCUCAGGUUGUAAUGUGAUGUCUUUCAGUUACUGUCCGGGCAACUGGCAGUGUAUCUCAUGAAAUGGAGAUGAACUUAAGCAUCUAUUCUGGAAGUAUGUACAACUUUUAAGUAUUUAUUGCCCAGGCAGAGCUCCCCACUGGGCUUCGGUUUCCUCAUGUGUAAAAUGGAGUAGAUUGGAUGAUAGAACUCCAAUCCCUUUUAACUCUCAGACUCUUUCAUUCUAACAGGCUGAUUUACUCCCAUCAUGUUUGUUAUUUGCAGAAGAGGUUUUUAAGGAAGAAAAAUUAUACUUUAAAAUUAAUUGAGUUUCUAUAAAAUAUUGUUCUUGACUCUUACAAACUUAGGACGGCUUUAAUGUCUCUUUUGUCAUUCUGUAUUUCUAAACUAUAACUUCUGAGCUUUAACUGUACUGUCAGAAUCUUCAUUCCCAGUGUCUGUGAUGUACCCUCAACCUGUUUUUCGCUGACUGUUCUGUAAUUCUCAGUUUAUUGCUUGUCAGAAUGUUUCAAGUAAAAUAAACAUUAAGUGUAUUCCAUCAGUAAUUGUUUGUGGAAAGAGAAACUAACAUCAUGUAUUGAAUUUUAGAGAGGCUGGAUUUCUAUUAGUGUAAAUUCAAUCUUCCCUUACAAUGUUCAGUUCGUGUAAUGCAGCCAGAUCGUUCUUUAUUCAUAGCUCCAUUUUCAAUGGAUUCACUGCUCCAGUCCCUUCCAUAUCUUGGGCAUUAGGGAUUUCUUAUACUUUCUUUUAUCAAGGAAGAUCUUGAUGGUAAACUUCCUGUGAAUUUUGUGGAAUGGGAUCCUCUGUGCAUUUGAUUCUCCGUGAGCAAGAAUCUGGGGAGAGAGACUAGAAUACGAAGAGAAGAAACUCCUAGGAGCGAUUGUAGAUUUUGUUUUAGCUGCAGGGAUACGUGGUUGCUGCCCCUAACUAACCAAAUAUGCUAAUUUGGCAUUGCAGGGUUCUACCAAAUUCUACCACAGUCAGUAAGUGCCAGUGGGGUAGAGUUGGUACUUUGACAAAGUGUAUGUGCUGUGUUGUCAAUUCAAGGGCCUACCGUGGUUAUUGAAAAGUCGACUUAAAAUGAUUAAGGGAGAUGGAUGAUUGAAGAGGAGUUCAUAAAGGAAAAGCCUUCAGGGAGAAAAGAAACUAUUGCACUCAAGUUACUAAUGUAAAAGGUGUGGACAUUCUUCUUGCACCAAAGACGUCAUCAGCCAGCAAUGCUGAAAUGGAGUUCUUACCACGUGCCCAUCUCAGUAUUGGAACUGGUCUAGAGAGCUGCUUUUAAACAGCAUUUCCUGCCCAUUUCUUCACAUUGCCCUGGCCAAAAACAUGUUCUGUGCUCUUUUAGGAAGGGUAGCUCGUGCAGGCACGGUGUUCUGGUCAGAAGAGCACAGGCCUAGUCAUUUUGAGAUGUGAGUUAGUACUUGGUUAAAUAGCUUGGAAUAAUCGGUUCCAUUCCUUGUCAUCCCCAUCUGCUGGUUGAUCAAGCUUUUCUUGUCAUUUAUCACUGAUCAUUACUGAGGCCAGUGUGAGUUGUGUGUGUAGAGUCCAUUGAGUUACAGUUCCAGGUGAGGACUCUGGCAGAAAAAUAGUUUAAGGUAAGCUAUGAAGGAGUACCACAGAAACAUCUGCUGCCGCUGAAUAGCAGCUCUUGAGGUGAGUGCAAUGAAAUGUCUUCUGUUACUUCAUUAUAGAGGUAAACUUGCUCUUCACGUAUAUAAAGAUAAAAGACUGCCGUAAAGGAAGGCACUUUGAUUCCUCCUUCCUUCAUUCCUUCUGUUGUGCCUGACAUAUGGCUUCAUACUUGGUGCCUAUGAUUCACUCAACCAAUAAGCGUGUACCUAAGCACCAAAAAGGGAACAGAAGCUUUCCAAAAUCAGGUAGAUCUCCAGAAAUGAGGGCUGCUUGUAGUCCAACUCCUGUGGCCUUUUUACCUGUCAGGGACAUUAGGUAGGUACAGAUUGCUUGAAAGAACACCAGGUAAAAGGAGUUCCUCGGGCUCUGCCUCUAACUGUGGCUUAACAGUGCCCUUGUGUUUCCCAGUACCCCCGUGUUCUUAGCUAGGACUACCCAAACAGAAAAAUAGGAUCUGAAAACAAAUCUGUGGCUUUCUAGGCUGAUGGGAGCCAUGAGCGUGUUUCACUGUGACUGCAGCCUAGAGUAUCUUUUGGUCCUGGAUAAGGAGGCAAAGGGCCUUAUGUGUUUAUAAAAUUUGUUAAACAGCAAGAGUAGGAUGAUCACAUUUGGCCUUUUGCAACAUUCUGGCAGCAGUAUGGAGGGUGGGUUGGAGAGGAAGAGGACCAGAGCUAGGGAUGCCAAUUAGGCUGCUGUAGGGGACCAGACAGAGACAGAAGAGGGGCUGACCUAGAAGAGUGUGGACAGAGUCGGGGACAUGUGUUAUCAACAGAACUUCAGGGAUAGAAUUGGAGGGCUUAGUAAAGAGAUGUAAGUUGGAGGGAGGGAAAAGGCCAAGCUUUUCUUGUUUCUGUUUGAAGAACUGGGUAGGAAGUGUGCCAUUCACCAAGGCUGAGCACAGAGGAGUAGGGGUAGAUUCAGGAGCCUGCUGGGCCCUGUUCAUCCAGGAGGUGUCCAGCGGACAGAUACACGUCUGGGCCUGGAGCUCAGGGGAGAUGGCCAGGCUUUACCGACUUCCAUGGGGAGUUAAAAGCAUGGAGUUGUGUGAGAGGCGGCACUCACAGUGUGAGAAGGGAAGAGAACUGAAGACAGAGUUUGAGGAAACAUCAGUAGGUAACGGAGAGGUUGAGCGAGGGAAAUCUGAGAAGGAGGCCAGGUAGGAACACUUUCUAGGAAAGAGAGGCGCCCCCCAAGCCAAGGAAGCAGUGGUGGAGGGCAGCAGAGAGGUCUGGGAGAGGCCCGGCAGAGACCAGGCAAGAGCCCACACUGCCUGCUAAGAGAGAUCCCCAGGAAGCCUGCCUUGCAGAGAAAAAGGGUCAGGGACUUCGGUGCCGUGGGAAAAACCAUCUUAGACUUUUACCUGCGAUUACUCUAUAUGAGGCUACAUAAGCAUAGGAUCUUGAAGUGAGCUUAUCAUCAAAAAGGAAGAGCCUACAAUGCCCUGAGUUCCAGCACGUGGGGGAAACAGCUCUGAGGGUGGCGGUUCUGGUUUUCACAUUAUUUGAGCAGAGCUGGGAAAGAGCCUGGGCCCUGGCACCUGGUAGGCCUGCAUUCAAAACCCCAGUCCUUCACAGAUUAAGCUGUGUGAAUACCUGGAAAAGCUAUUGUUUUCUUUUUCUUUUCUUUUUUUUUUUUUUUUUUUUGACUUUUCUGAGUCUUACUUAUUUCUUUUUAUAAAGGGAAGGGUCUUUGGAUAGUUAACACAUGAAACAUGUUAGUGGUACUCAGCAAAUGGUAACCUGUGUCACUUUGUCCCCUCUGACUCCCAUCAAGUCAGGUGCAGAACUACCCUCGUGCAUCUCCAGGUCACUGACAGAUAUGUGUGAGUCUAGUCCUGUGAACCUGACUUCUGUGUAAAUACCACAUAGCUACCCUCCCUGCCCCCCCAAAUUGGCUUAAGACAGAUCUGUGGGAAUGAAGUGAGUUGCAAUCAUGAUAAAUAUACCCUUAAAUAUGGGGUAGAGUGAAACUAUGCACACCGUCCAUGGGUCAUCCUCAACAUUUGAAGCAUGGUCAGAGCUGAUGGUACUCACACAGUUAGGCAUCACUACUAUCACAGGACAACAGAUUUCCCUGUGUCCUAAUGGUUUUUUUUUUUUUUUUUAUCAAGAUAGGUUAAAGAAUAACUCCACACAUAACAACUGCCUACCAACAAGAAGUGCUGUAUGCCAGGCAUGAUAUUCACUUUUGCAGGCCUGCUUGUCAGAGUCAAACUGGAAUGGAUUUGGCGGUGAAAAUACUGGGUUAGGAAUGAGCCCAGGGUUUUGGUACAUAGAAAGCAGGAAACGUUUAGGGAUUAUAAAGUAGUGACAAAGCCAAUAAUUUGGAGGUCCACCUGGGAGCCCAUAGGUGCAAUCUGGCCUGCAGACUUUGUUUGGCAUACACAGUGAUUUUUUUAACAUUUGAGGCCAUUGCCAACAUUGAAAUACCCAGGAAUUCUAUACUGAAGCAGUGUUUUUCAAACUUCUCUUGGAAACCUGAGGCACCACUGGCCCACAGCCCAGUCAGAGUGGCCCUCCACUUCCGUGUCAUCCUGGCCUGCUCCUGACAGGCCCUGCCUUCUCCCCUGGGCUGCUCUAGGUGCCGGGCUCCUGGCAAGAAUCAAGGGGUAUGUCUAAGAGGGUAGAACAAAUAAGUGUACACUUCGAAUGAAUUACUUUCUGAUGAUAAGAUCUGGGACAUUAUGGUGAAAAGGUGUCCAGGCAUCUUGGGAUUUUUUUUUUCUGAUAGUCCUCUGUAUAUACUAGGGAGUCUUACAAUCACAAAUAUGUUUUUAAAUUGCUUAUAUUUAUAUACAGAUACUUAUCCUUUGCUUUUGUUGUUUUCUCUGUAAAUAAUCUUUUUAGUCUUGAUAUAAACCCGCCGAGGUAGGUGUUGCUAGUGUCAUCCUCCCAUUUAACAGAGAAACUGUAAAAUACAUUAAUUAGGCACCUUGCUCAGGCUGUGAUUGGUGGAGCAGAGCUUGGGAAGCAGUAGUUAGGUCUUUGUAUUGAAUGCCCUUCCUUCUCUCCUCCUGCCUCAGUGAUUUCUAGGGUAGUAUAAUAGUAUAAACAUGAAGUUACAUAUUAACCCCUCUUGUCCUAAAAAACCUUGAAAUUGAGCUUUUAGGAUAUACGCUUCCCCACCUGGUAUGAUGUAGGUACAAAGUUUAAUGCUCUAUUAACCUAGCUGGGAAAAUGUCUGCCCUAUAUGACAUUGAGGCAUCUCACAAAUCCAGAAUUGUAGCACAAAAUUUUACACUUUACAGUGCCUUUUCAAAACUUUUCUAAAAAACUCUUUAUUGGAAUAUAAUAUAUACAGAAAAGAUCAUAUCUCAUGCAUGUAUGUCCAGCUCAGUGUAUUUUCCACAAAUUGAACCUGUUCGUAUAGUCAACAUCCAGAUCAAGGAGGAGCACACUGUCAGCUCCCCAGUAGCUCCCCUUCAACCCUCUUACAGGCAUUUCUCAUCCCCCCAGGGUGACUGCUAUGCCAGUUUCUGAUGGCAACCUCUAGUUUUUCAAGUAUACAAUAUGAUGGUAUUCUUAAGCCAGCUGAAACCUCACGAGGAACGUUUGGUUUCUUGGUAUUUCCCGUAAGAAAUGUAAAACGUGUGGGCCCUGGGCCAGAUCCAAGACUGCAGCUCCCCGUGUUGUGUCUGACCAAUGAGACAACGGUCCUCUUGCGAGAGCCAGGCCUAAUCACUUCUUCACUGUGGUCCCAACACAACAUGCGUUUCCAC
Neofelis nebulosa (Clouded leopard) is the source of this 10186-nucleotide messenger RNA. It is a transcript of the gene RPGR, whose product is annotated as retinitis pigmentosa GTPase regulator. Lineage: Eukaryota; Metazoa; Chordata; Mammalia; Carnivora; Felidae. Gene Ontology annotation, molecular function: ubiquitin protein ligase activity. The transcript has 14 exons. The record is from RefSeq and is a predicted model, not a curated record. Gene Ontology annotation, biological process: protein ubiquitination; visual perception; ubiquitin-dependent protein catabolic process. Gene Ontology annotation, cellular component: photoreceptor outer segment. Bases 179 to 4270 code for a protein of 1363 amino acids.